ACGCCGUCUCGUUCUCCUCCCUUUCCUUACUGCACUUUUUAAAACUUUCUUCAGUUAUUCAGCUCCUCCCUCUCUUUUCUUCUCCAUUUCCCGAUACCUCAGCACCGCCGGUCGCCCCCCGAGUUUCACCGUAAAGCUGUUAAUAGAAGGUAGUUAAGGAAACAAUGAUCUAUACGGCGAUUGACAACUUCUACUUAACAGAUGAGCAGCUGAAGAACUCACCUUCAAGGAAAGAUGGCAUAGAUGAAGCAACUGAAACUACACUAAGAAUCUAUGGCUGUGAUCUCAUCCAAGAAAGCGGAAUUUUACUUAAACUACCUCAAGCUGUCAUGGCCACCGGCCAGGUUCUAUUCCAUCGUUUUUAUUGCAAGAAGUCAUUUGCCCGCUUUGAUGUCAAGAUAGUUGCGGCUAGCGCUUUGUGGCUUGCAACAAAACUAGAGGAAAGCCCUAGGAGGGCAAGGCAAGUAAUCAUAGUUUUCCACAGAAUGGAAUGUAGGAGAGAGAACUUACCCCUAGAGCAUUUGGACCUAUAUUCGAAGAAAUUUUCAGACUUGAAAGCAGAAUUGAGCAGAACAGAAAGACACAUAUUGAAAGAGAUGGGUUUUGUUUGUCAUGUUGAGCAUCCUCAUAAGUUCAUAUCAAACUACCUUGCUACCCUUGAAACCCCUACUGAGUUGAGGCAGGAAGCAUGGAAUCUAGCUAAUGAUAGUUUACGUACAACAUUGUGUGUUCGAUUCAAGAGUGAGGUUGUGGCUUGUGGUGUUGUAUAUGCUGCAGCUCGUAGGUUCCAAGUACCCCUUCCUGAGAACCCACCAUGGUGGAAGGCAUUUGAUGCUGAGAAAUCUGGGAUUGAUGAGGUUUGUAGGGUUCUGGCUCAUUUGUACAGCCUUCCCAAGGCACGAUACAGCCCUGUCUGUAAGGAUGGAAAACCAUUUACAUUUUCCACCAAGUCUGCAGAUUCACAAUCUCAUCUAAUUUCGAAGGAAGUUCCACUUAGCCCACCAGCUAAUAAUAAUGCCAAUGCUUCCAACACCACUGUAGCAGCAGCAGAUCUGGAAACUGGUGGAUCCAAAGAAGUUAAGGUUAAGAUGGCUCUUGACAAGCUGAAAGAAUCUAAGCAGAGUGAUGAUGAAUCCAAGAGCAUGCCUACUGAGGGUGAUGCAAGAGAAGAGCCUAGGCAUAAAUCCAAGUCUGAGCAGAGGACACAAUCGGGUGGGGAAAAGAGCAAGGAGAGGGACAGGGAAAGGGAAAAGGAAAGGGAGAGGGACAGAGAAAGGGAUAGGGAGAGGGCAAAGGCCCGGGAUCGUGACAGGGGCAGAGAUUCUGAUAGGGAACGAGAGCGAGAUGAGACUGAAAGGGACAGAGAUAAGGUCAAGGAUCGAGGUCAUCGCUCAAAGGAUAGAACAAAGGAUUCAGAAAAAUCAAGGCACCACUCAUCACGUGAUCGUGAUUAUCGUGGCUCAUCUUAUUCUUCAAGGGAGAAGGAUCGUCAUAGACAUCACUCGUAUGCUUAAAAAAAUCUUCAAGGUGUGGUACCUUUGUUACCAGAAUCACAUACUGGGUUCGUUCACUAUGUGUAAUCUGCAGAAAUGAAAGUUAACACAAAUUACUGUAAUAGAUUUGGAGUCAAAUAUCUGCACUCGUCAAUCCUAAUUCAUUAUGGAAACAGUGGCUUUCACAUUCCUUUUACGCAACAUCUUCCUGGUUCCCUUGCAACUAAUAAUAGCUUUUGCCAGACCUUGAAAGUAGAAAGUUUCCAAGAUAUAUUGUUAUUUUAAGUCGAUCACACCCUUGUGUACCUCAGGCUAAGAGUUGCCAGGUUGUGGAGGUGCACUCACUGCAAGCAUCAAAUUUUGCAUGACAUGAGUGAUUCAGCACAUCCAGCAGGGUGGGGUACCUUGAUAUCCUGCUAGGUCGGGCCAGCUUGGCUACUCGUGAAG
Messenger RNA from Theobroma umbraticum, 1940 nucleotides. It is a transcript of the gene RCY1, whose product is annotated as arginine-rich cyclin 1. The record is from RefSeq and is a predicted model, not a curated record. NCBI's taxonomy places the organism in Eukaryota, Viridiplantae, Streptophyta, Magnoliopsida, Malvales, Malvaceae. Gene Ontology annotation, biological process: regulation of transcription by RNA polymerase II. Gene Ontology annotation, molecular function: cyclin-dependent protein serine/threonine kinase regulator activity.